AUGGGUCUGUUACGCUUGCUCCCCGGAGCGGCUUUACUUCUCAAUGGAGUACUAGCUACUCCUACACCUGGCCCCGGCCAUUCAGGUGCUCAUCAUCCAGAUGCUAAUGGGAAGUACUGGAUUUACGGCGAAGGCAUCUCCGCCGCCUUUAUCCCCUACGGAGGUUCCAUUUCCAACUUGAUCAUCAAGGAUAAGAAUGGUAUCCCUCGGGAUAUUGUGAUGGGUUUCGACAAGGCCGCCGACUAUGCUACGGAUAAAUCACAUCCUCACCUUGGGAGCGUUCCUGGCCGCUACGCAAAUCGGAUUAAGAAUAGCACCUUCGAGAUUGAUGGCGAGGAAUACCACAUCACGGCAAAUGAGAACCCCACCGCUGAGCACCCGGAUGGCCUGAACACCCUGCACGGCGGGGUGGAUGGCUGGGACUGGAGGAAGUUUGAUAUUGUCUCUCACACCAACCAGUCCAUCACUUUCUCGAUCGUUGACCCCGACGGCAAGGAGGGCUUCCCCGGCGAGGUCAUCUCGUACGUCACUUACACGCUAGGCGACAUGACCUGGGAGGCCAAGAUGGUGGCCAUCGCAACGACCAAGAAGACCCCCAUCAUGCUGAGCAGCCACACGUACUGGAACCUGGACGGCUUUGCCAACGAUGAGACGAACACCAUAUUUAACCACACCUUCCACCUGCCCUACAGCGGCCAACGGGUUGCGGUUGACAACAUCUUGAUCCCGACUGGUGACAUCCAGGCCAACGCCAAGGGCUCCGUCAACGACUUCUGGAGCGCCCCGAAGCAGAUCGGUGAGAGCUUCAACGACCCGGAGAUUCACGGAAACUGCGGGUUCAACUGCACCGGCUAUGAUAACUGCUGGCUAGUCAACCGACCCGACCCCCACGACUGGCGCGCCGACGGCGGCUACGUCGCCAGCCUGUCAUCGGCGUGGUCCGGCAUCCGGCUCGACGUCUACUCGGACCAGGACGCCUUCCAAAUGUACUCGUGCAACGGCCAGAACGGGUCCUUCCCGCUCAAGGCGUCGCAGGGCGUUGGCCGCGACGCCAGUGACGCCGGCGGCGCCGCCCGUCGCAAUGUUGAAGACCCGGGCAAGAACCAGGACCCUUCUCGCAUGGUGCCCAAGUAUGGCUGCGCGGUCCUUGAGGUGCAGGACUGGAUCGACGGCAUCAACCACCCCGAAUGGGGCCGCCUCGGGAAGCAGGUGUUUGGGCCGGGCGGUGACCCGUACGUGCUCCAGGUCAGCCAUCGGUUUUCGGUCGAAUAA
Messenger RNA from Chaetomium globosum CBS 148.51, 1272 nucleotides. RefSeq lists its product as uncharacterized. NCBI's taxonomy places the organism in Eukaryota, Fungi, Ascomycota, Sordariomycetes, Sordariales, Chaetomiaceae. The transcript is spliced from 2 exons. Gene Ontology annotation, biological process: glucose metabolic process; beta-D-galactose catabolic process via UDP-galactose, Leloir pathway. The coding region runs from base 1 to 1272 and encodes 423 amino acids. The record is from RefSeq and is a predicted model, not a curated record. Gene Ontology annotation, molecular function: carbohydrate binding; aldose 1-epimerase activity.